UUCUAUAAAGUUUAUUUGUUUUUAGUUUAAACUCUCUCUCUCUCUCUCUCUCUCUCUCUCUCUCUGCGACUUGCAUAGAUAAUAGAUUCAGAGACGCUACCCUCUCUGCCUCACUCUCUCUUCCGUUUUCUCCGGGAUAAAAAAUAAUAAUAACAAAACUCAGUAUUAAAAUCUCUCACUAUCUCUCUUUUCCUUCUCAGCCCUUUAUAUAAUAGUUAUACACAGCUCUGUUUGUCUGUUAAUCUGUCUGUCUGCCUCUCAUCACAAGGUGUUCUUGGGAGAAAUAGAAAAGAAAGUGAGAAAAACUGAGGUUUUGUAAUUGGUUGGGCGUUUUUGUUGUGGAAAACAAAUAUAUAUAUAUAUAUAUAUAUAAUGGAGGGAGGAAUACAUGGGACUACAGAAACAUCAGCUUUCAGGGAUUGCUUCGCUUUGACAUGGAAGAAUCCUUAUGUACUUCGCCUUGCUUUCUCUGCUGGGAUUGGUGGCCUUCUCUUUGGUUAUGACACAGGGGUGAUAUCAGGAGCACUUCUUUACAUUAGAGAUGACUUCAAGUCUGUGGAUAGAAAGACCGUCUUACAGGAGAGCAUAGUGAGCAUGGCAGUGGCAGGAGCAAUCAUAGGAGCCGCAGUUGGAGGAUGGUUGAAUGACAGAUAUGGAAGGAGAACUGCAAUACUAAUAGCAGAUUUCCUAUUCUUCAUUGGAGCCGUGAUCAUGGCGGCUUCAACAGGCCCUGCACUCCUCAUUGUUGGUCGUAUCUUUGUUGGUUUGGGAGUUGGAAUGGCUUCCAUGACAUCUCCUCUUUACAUCUCUGAAGCUUCUCCGGCCAAGAUUCGAGGAGCCCUUGUCAGUACCAAUAACUUUCUUAUCACUGGUGGCCAGUUCCUCUCUUACCUCAUCAACUUGGCCUUUACACACGUAAAAGGAACAUGGAGGUGGAUGCUUGGAAUUGCAGGACUUCCAGCUUUUAUCCAGUUUUUCUUAAUGCUUUUUCUUCCAGAAUCACCUCGUUGGCUUUUCCGUAAGGGGAGGGAAGAAGAAGCAAAAGCCAUACUGAGGAGAAUAUACCCAGCUCAAGAAGUUGAGUCAGAAAUCCAAGCUCUUAGGGAAUCAGUGGAAAAUGAAAUCCAAGAAAGGAAAUCAUCUGAGAAAAUCAGCAUCAUCAAGCUUUGGAAAACUAAAACUGUGAGAAGGGGACUCAUUGCUGGAGUUGGUCUUCAGGUGUUCCAGCAAUUUGUGGGGAUCAACACUGUUAUGUAUUACAGCCCCACCAUAAUUCAAUUGGCUGGUUUUGCAUCCAAUCAAACUGCACUGCUUCUGUCACUUGUGACUGCUGGUCUUAAUGCCUUAGGCUCCAUUGUCAGCAUAUAUUUCAUUGACAGAAGUGGGAGGAAGAAGCUUCUGUUGAUCAGUUUGUUUGGUAUUAUACUCUCACUAGCCCUUUUAUCAGCAGUUUUCCAUGAGACAACCUCUCAUUCCCCGUUGGUUAGCUCCAUUGAAACAUCUCACUUUGCCAACUUCACUUGCCCGGACUAUGGUUCGCCUACCAGAAACGGCAAGACCUGGGACUGCAUGAAGUGCUUGAAGGCCUCUCCAGAUUGUGGUUUCUGUGCUUCAGCAGCUGAUAAGCUGUUACCUGGGGCUUGCUUGAUCUCAAAUGAUACAGUGAAGGAUACUUGCCAUGCAGAAGACAGGCUAUGGUACACCAGAGGAUGCCCAAGCAAAUAUGGUUGGCUUGCUUUAAUUGGCCUUGCUUUGUACAUUAUAUUCUUCUCCCCUGGAAUGGGUACAGCGCCUUGGAUUGUCAACUCUGAGAUUUACCCUCUAAGAUUUCGGGGUGUCUGUGGCGGGAUUGCUGCAACAGCAAACUGGAUCUCAAACCUUAUUGUUGCCCAAUCAUUCCUAACUUUAACUGAGGUCAUUGGAACUGCCUGGACAUUCCUAUUGUUUGGUGUAAUCUCUGUUCUAGGCUUCUUCUUUGUACUCAUUUUUGUGCCUGAAACAAAGGGACUUCCUAUUGAGGAGGUUGAGAAGAUGUUGGAAAUGAGGAGUUUCCAGCUCAAGUUCUGGGAUAGGAGGCCUGUAACACUGGAUAAGAACCAAGGUGCAUGAAAGAAAAGUAAGCAGAAAUUUAUGUAUGUGGGUAAUUAUAAUUAGGCAAACUUUGUUAGAAAUUGGGUAUUGGAGUUUUUAAAGGUUACUGUGAAUAACUAUAUUGAGAGCCACACUGUAUUCAGUAGAUAAUGUUCUUCAAACUGAAUCCUCCUGAAGAGUUGGGUUCUGAUAGAAGAUAAAUCUAUUGAAAUUGGAGUUUUCAUUGUUUGUGGAGUUAAAAAUAUAUAGUUGGACUUGUUGAAAUCCCUAAACAAGUAAUACUAGUUAUGCAUUUUAGGCA
Molecule: messenger RNA, 2392 nt
Organism: Ziziphus jujuba (common jujube)
Lineage: Eukaryota; Viridiplantae; Streptophyta; Magnoliopsida; Rosales; Rhamnaceae
Product: probable inositol transporter 2
Exons: 5
Coding region: 373-2109 (578 amino acids)
Biological process (GO): transmembrane transport
Cellular component (GO): membrane
Molecular function (GO): myo-inositol:proton symporter activity
Source: RefSeq, a predicted model, not a curated record